AUGACAGAAGAUAUUCUUGUAAUGAUUGUGGCAAAAAAUUUAUCCAAUGACGAAAAAAGGAAGAAGAAAAAAACCGUGAAGGAACAGGUCGAAGACUUGUCUGUUUCAGAAGAAAAAGAUAACAGAAAAAGGGUUAUCGAAGAUAAUACAGAUUCUUCUACUUCAGUUGACAUGACAAGGAAGAAGAAAAAAGCCGUUGAAAAGACAAAGAAAAGAACUGGUGUCGAAGAGGAAGCUAAAAGAGAGACACGUCACCUUUUAUCAGUUAUUAUAGAGACUUCUACAGCGAUGCCGUUUCGCAAAAAUGGGAAUACAUAUAGGUGCUUCUAUUGUGAAACUAAUUUUUACUACGCGUCUGAAUUAAGAGCUCACACUCUCAACGAACACAACAAUGAAACCAAAAGACAGUUAAAACAGACUAUAAUCAGAAAUGUUGUCAAAAAGAAUCUUAUUGUUAAAUUGGAUGUGACCAAUCUGACCUGCAAAUUGUGUUCUGAAUCAUUCAUCACUCUCAAGGACCUCAUAUUUCAUUUCCGUAAACACGAUAAAGUUGUAACUGAUAAUCUUGAAAAUAUGUUAUGUUUAAAACUAUCCGAUACUGAAUUCAAAUGCUUGUAUUGCGAUAAAGAAUUCCCAUUCUUUAAGACUUUGUACAUACAUUUGCACAGAGAGCAUGUCAACAGACGCUUCAUAUGUGAAACUUGCGGCCUUAAUUUCACUACCAACCAAGGGUUAAAUAACCACACUGCUUACGUUCACAACCAGGGUAGUUUUGUCUGUCCGGAUUGUGGCAAAAAGUUUGCCGCUCAACAUCUUCGUAGUGCACAUAUGAAACGUUCCCACGACCCGGAGAACAUAAAAUGCCAUGUAUGCAAGGCAAUAUUCCGAAGUGUAAAUCAAAAGGACACUCACUUAGCGAAGGAACAUAACAUUUGGAUCACAAAGGAGUUCAAAUGUGACAAGUGCUCCAAGAGCUUUAAAUAUAACCACAUGUUAAUGACACACAUAAAACGAGUCCAUUUAAAAGAGAAGAACUUCACAUGUGAUCACUGUGGAGAUAAAUUCUUUGAGAAAAAAUUGUUGGAGUUGCAUCAAAUAAAACAUAGCGAUGCCAAACCCUAUGAAUGCAGUACCUGUAAUAAACGGUUUCCGAGGAAGAAUGCUUUAUACAGACAUGAGAAGAUACACACGGAUCCUCGUAAUCUAAGCCUUAAACGAUUGCAGCGCAAGAAGUUUGAAGAAUCAACGUGUUCACAGUCGUCUGCGGUUAUGUGUUAA
Molecule: messenger RNA, 1278 nt
Organism: Arctia plantaginis
Lineage: Eukaryota; Metazoa; Arthropoda; Insecta; Lepidoptera; Erebidae
Source: the annotation of a GenBank genome assembly